AUGUGGAUAUCGAACCUCUUCAUGUGCGAAUUGCAGCUGCUGCUGUUGCUUAGUCCCCAGAUAGUCAGAUCUAUUUCGACGGCCAGACAGGAACAGCAGGAACUUGUGAACCGAGCCUCAGCAAACCAGACACUGAACAGUUCGCUGCACUCCCUACGCGCAGUGCUUGAACCCGAGCGGGCAGCACCAAGAGUACUGCAAGAUUUCAAUCCGGAUGAUGUUCCAACAGAGGAAGAACUGAAGCAGAACUUCUCUGGAGACUGGCUGUUUCACGUGAAAACCACAGCUUGUCACGGCAAUGCAUUUGACAAUGGAGCUGGCACUUCAAUCUCCCGGACAUUUCUCCCAUUUCUUUGUGUCGGUUGCGUUGGCUUAGUCCUUUGGUCAAGCGGAGAGAGACUCCGCAAGCGAGAACGAGGAGAUCGCGACGCCGACAACAUCGAACGGGCAGACCGAGCAGACCGAGCAGACCGGGCAGAUGACGAAGCUUCAAGGGAACAGAAGCUUGAAAAGAAUGAAAAAACGCAAAGCAAGCGACUUUUCCACGUGGAUUUUGCACGGAUUUGUGCUGUCAUGUGUGUCAUCUUCGAACAUUCUGGUGGAAUCAGCUACACUCACCGCAACGUGGGCUUUGGACUUUGGUGGGCACUUCCGUAUUUAUAUGUGACCAGUGGCAUGUCUUCUAUGAUGACGAAAUCCAGUAUGUGUGGCUAUGCGUUCCGCCUUCUCAUCGUGUUUGCAGCAGGUGUGUCAGCCAAUCUUUUUGCUGAUGUGAUGACUAAAAGAGACUGGAAGCACGACUUUGGCAACACCAUCUUUCAGAUGUUCUUCGUGGUGAUGCUCCUGAUCAUGGCUCCCCUUGCCGAGCCCUUGCGGCAAGCCUUGCGCACGCGUGAAAAGGACGGGGCCAAGGAUGCCAGUACCCAGCUCUUUACCAUCUUCUGGGGUACCGUUUCGGCCGGAGCCUUGGCAUUCUUCGUCCGAGGCUUUACCGGGGAUACGGAUAUCGUGACCCAGACCUUUCAGGAAGAAAACGUUUCGAAAUGGAUCCAGUUCUAUGCUCCGGUGCUGCGACAUACACCACUGAUUCUGGUGCAUGUGGGUGGGACGCUGUUCCUGAGCCUGUUGGCUGCCAUGGUGUGCCGGGAUGAGAAUACCGGAAUGAUCGGCUGGGUCUUGCUGGCCUUUUCCUAUAUGCAGAUGGUGGUGAUUCCCUGGGAUCAGGAUAGCUUUGCUCACUUGGUGAACUUGAACAUUGUCGGAAUGGUGACCUUCCAAUGGCCACUGGCUGGAAGCGAGAAGAUUGCGACGCUGGUGAAAUCGUAUUGGCCUUUCCUCUUGAUGCUGCUUUGUUUGGACUCUAUGCCAGACAUGUGGGGACGUUGCGAUGUGCAUUCUCCUUACUCAACUUGGGAAAGAUUUCGCAUGUUCCUGGGCGAGUUUACCUUGGUGGUUUGCUUCAUCGCUGGCGCCUUCACCCCAUCAGACCCCAAGGGGGUCACCGCCUGGCUGAAUUUGUGGUCGCUCUAUGCCUAUUGUUUCCAUGUCAUGUGGUACCGCCUCUUUGGUUCACCCUAUGGUGCCAUCAUCACCUUCGCCGGCAUUCCCAUGUUUUACUUCAUGACCGCACCAUCCAAGCCCAAGGAGUCGCAGGAGCCGAAGGAGCCGAAGGACUCCAAGGCAUGCUCGAGCCUUGAGGCUGCGGCUUUUCUCAGUUUGACGCAGUUUGUUGACGCUUUCGUUCUUAUUUCCAUCCCAAUGGUCUCCAUCUUUGUGAAAUUCACGUUUCUUUUGGUUAUCGAGAGUGUGGCCAAAAGAAUGGGCAGUGGUGGAUCUCUCUCAACAGAUGUAGGUGAAGAAUGGGAGAUGACGUGCGUGGAAGUACGGAGCUCCGACUAUUGCAAAGGUGAGUGGCAAUUGGUGGACGGAAAGUGUUGCACUUACAAAUGGGCAAAGUGCACCACAGGUAAUUUUCACCAUUGCAAGAAGCCCUGGACCUACCUUGGCGGUGAUGACCAAUGUUGUCUGACUUCAGAUAACCAAAUGUGGCUCACUGAAAUCAAGAGUGACUUCCAUUUUUGCAAAGGCGACUGGACCUACCUGGGUGGCAACGAUAAAUGUGUCACCACCAAAUGGACAAAGUGUACGAAAGGUAACUUUCACCAUUGCAAGAAGCCCUGGACCUACAUGGGCGGCGAUGACCAAUGUUGUCUGACUUCAGAUCACCAAGUGUGGCUCACUGAAAUCAAGAGCGACUUCCAUUUUUGCAAAGGCGACUGGACCUACCUGGGUGGCAACGAUAAAUGUGUCACCACCAAAUGGGCACAGUGUACGAAAGGUAACUUUCACCAUUGCAAGAAGCCCUGGACCUACAUGGGCGGCGAUGACCAAUGUUGUCUGACUUCAGAUCACCAAGUGUGGCUCACUGAAAUCAAGAGUGGCUUCCAUUUUUGCAAAGGCGACUGGACCUACCUGGGUGGCAACGAUAAAUGUGUCACCACCAAAUGGGCACAGUGUACGAAAGGUAACUUUCACCAUUGCAAGAAGCCCUGGACCUACAUGGGCGGCGAUGACCAAUGUUGUCUGACUUCAGAUCACCAAGUGUGGCUCACUGAAAUCAAGAGUAACUUCCAUUUUUGCAAAGGUGACUGGACCUACCUGGGUGGCGACGAUAAAUGCGUCACGACCAAAUCGGCAAAGUGCACCAAAGGUAGCGCUUACAAUUGCAAGAAGCCCUGGACCUACAUGGGCGGCGAUGACCAAUAUGGCUCCACGGCCCAUGGGCUCGCCAUGGGCUCGCCAUGGGCGCGCCUCACGUGGCUGUGCGCCUUCUGGGUGCCAGCUGAGACGCAGCGGGUGGUACCUGACUGGCGGCAAGUUCCAGGAGAUGUAAAUUGGUACGUUGGCUGCGGCCUGGGCAACCUCGACAUCCGUGGUCCCGUCGCAGCUGGCCUGGAGCAAAACAAGGUGCGAAAGCAUACCGCUGUUUGCCUCAGUCAUUGUGGACCACCCUCCUGCACGCUAAAGUUAGCUGAAUCGGAUUGCAAUUGCCUGAAAUGCACAAUGUUUUGUAUGGCAAGAGGAUCCUACGUGGACGAAUGCCUCAACAAUCACACUCGUGAUUUGUGCACGGGCUUCCAGAGCACAAUACAAGUCGUGACCAACCGCACUUGUGACGUCGACUGCGAUAGUGCGUCACGUUUGGGGUGCUUUGCAAUUCUGCUGAGCUUCAUCAGCUUGUUGAGAUUUCAAAUGUGAGGGUUUCACGUAUUUCAAUGUCAGUGAGCAUUUGCACUAAAGUCAGGCACUGACUAAUUCAGACCCAGCUCAGAUCCCAAAGGGAGUUUCCAAAA
Molecule: messenger RNA, 3353 nt
Organism: Cladocopium goreaui
Lineage: Eukaryota; Dinophyceae; Suessiales; Symbiodiniaceae
Source: the annotation of a GenBank genome assembly